Molecule: messenger RNA, 7401 nt
Organism: Dinoponera quadriceps
Lineage: Eukaryota; Metazoa; Arthropoda; Insecta; Hymenoptera; Formicidae
Product: casein kinase I isoform alpha-like
Exons: 7
Coding region: 1269-4109 (946 amino acids)
Biological process (GO): signal transduction; endocytosis; peptidyl-serine phosphorylation
Cellular component (GO): cytoplasm; nucleus
Molecular function (GO): ATP binding; protein serine/threonine kinase activity
Source: RefSeq, a predicted model, not a curated record
UUUAUAAAAUCAAUAUUUCAAAAGAUCAAUUUAAUGUUUCUCGCUUACUGAGUUGUCACAUUGUUGGGCUGAGCGUACAUACAUUGUUUAAUUCGUCUUCCAAGUGCUUAUAUUAUCUCAUUGAUAUUCGUCUCCAUAUUCCGAAUUUUCAUCAAUAAAAGUACCUCUUGGAAGCCAGCUGAUUGGCCGAGAAGCCACAUUUAAGGCACUCAUCGAUAAAUUCGCGAAUUCGGAACACGAACCGUAGCGUAAAAACGGCUUCGAAAUUGGCGCGCUUCGCGACCCACUUCGGCGGGGCACAGAGGGUGCUGGGCUCUCGGCGGUUCUGGUGGCGGGCUCUGGCGGCGCGACACACGCGUGAACAAGAGUGGCCUCGGCAGGACGAGCGUUCCCACUGACUCGGCCGCAGCGUCCGUCUCCGCUGGGAAAAAGGCGCAUCGCGCGUGAUAUUCACGAGAACGGUAUCGUCGCGAUUGGCGUAUCCUCGGCCGGGUAGUUCGCCGUCCACCGGUCCGUUCGGCCGCCGCCGCGGGCAGAUGCCCCUCCGCGACGUGCUCUCCCAUUGGUCGCCGCGCUCUCGUGCAACCGGAUCGACGUUUACCGCAAGAUCCGGCGGCCUCCCCCCCACCACCACCGUCGUCCGCGACGUCGACGAGGUUCUCGUGCGCGGUUCACCGAAUUUCACCACGACCGGUCGACCGCCCCCCCGUGGGGGGCAAACCUCUCUCGCGAUAUCAUCAUCAUCGUCAACCAUCCCUGCCGCCGUUCUCGCCUCCCAGCAGCGCCGUCAACAACAACGGCGAAAGCGCGACAAACGCGCGAGCGCAGCGCCGCCGCCAUCAGCGCGACCGCCAUCGUAACGAGGUGCACAUCGCCGUUCACCGCGACUAGGCAGGAAGAGAGAUGCCCGUAGGUACGAGAUCGAUCAGACCGAGUAGUUCCCGCACGACGAGUAUGGAGGUACCGUCGACGAGGCUGUAACAACGCGAGCGAUCCCAGCACGCACCGCCGCCGCGCGAGCAUCGCCACGACGGGCCGUCAUCGUCGUCUCCACGCUCUCACGCUCGGGUCAGCUGCUGCUGUUGCUUCGCUGCUGUUGCUGCUGAUAUCUCCGCCGUUCCUCGGUGUGUGCGCGUAUGUGUGUGUGGGUGCGUGCGUGCGUGCGUGCAUAGUCGCCUCGCCGUCGUCGUCGCCGCCGCCGCCACCACCACCACCACCGUCCCCGCAACCGUGAUAUUUGUAUCGUGAGGCGCCGAGCGGCCAGUACAAUGGAGCUACGCGUUGGUAACAAGUACCGGCUCGGACGGAAAAUCGGGAGCGGCUCCUUCGGCGACAUUUACCUAGGCACCAAUAUAUCCACGGGUGAGGAGGUCGCUAUCAAGUUAGAAUGCAUAAAAACACGGCAUCCGCAGCUGCACAUAGAGUCCAAAUUUUACAAGAUAAUGCAAGGAGGCGUUGGAAUACCAACUAUAAAGUGGUGUGGAUCGGAAGGUGACUAUAAUGUGAUGGUGAUGGAAUUACUCGGCCCAUCACUGGAGGACUUAUUUAAUUUUUGUUCGAGACGUUUCUCCCUGAAAACGGUCCUGCUCCUUGCCGAUCAGUUGAUAAGUAGAACAGAUUACAUUCAUAGCCGCAACUUUAUUCAUCGUGAUAUUAAACCGGACAACUUUCUGAUGGGUCUGGGGAAGAAGGGGAACCUAGUCUAUAUCAUAGACUUCGGAUUGGCUAAAAAGUAUCGCGACGGCCGCACACACAAACACAUACCGUAUCGAGAAAACAAGAACCUGACGGGAACGGCUAGAUACGCGAGUAUAAAUACGCACUUGGGGAUCGAGCAGUCACGACGGGACGAUCUUGAGUCUCUGGGCUAUGUGCUUAUGUACUUCAAUAGGGGUAGUCUGCCCUGGCAGGGAUUGAAAGCGGCGACGAAGAGGCAAAAGUACGAGCGCAUCUCCGAGAAGAAAAUGUCCACUCCGAUAGAAGAACUUUGCAAAGGUUACCCCUUAGAGUUUGCGUCGUAUCUAAGGUAUUGUCGAGACUUGCGUUUCGAGGAAAGGCCGGAUUACUCGCACCUCCGACAGCUCUUCCGGACGCUGUUCCACGGCCAGGGCUUCACCUACGACUACGUCUUCGACUGGAACAUGCUGAAGUUCGGUAACGCGAGACAACCGACGUUACCCUCCGCGCAGCAGGCGCCGAUGCACUCGCAGCCGUCCAACGCGGCGCUGCCUUCCGGGACCAACAACGAUCAGGAACAUCGAUCAAGGCCCUACACGCGACAGUGUUUGCCGAACGCGUCGGUAGCGACGGUGGGGCCGACGCUCGGGCCGAACGCGAGUCUGCGAGCGAUCCGGCAGAAGCGCGAAAUGGAGACUCGCGGCGAGCAGGACAAUCAGGACAAGAGUGAUCUCCAAGGUAAAAUACAAUUCUACCAACAAUUCUGCGCGAGCCAACAGAAACCUGUUGCCGAGCGAAAAGCGAAACUCGCGGCCGGACAGGCCGGUAAUCCGCGCGGCCCCGCGUGUCAGUUCAGUACAUUCAAGUCGUCGCCGGGUAGGCCGGCGCCGGACGCCACGGGUUCCCUAGAUCUCGCCGGGCUUAGCUUAGGUCAUCGCGAGUUAGGGCCGAAACGCGCCGAGCUGAAUCCCGCGACGUCGCGCGACCAUUAUUACCAGCCGAUCGGCAGGGCGCGCGAGAGGAGCCCGAACGCGGCGUCCCGUCAGCUCGACAAGCAGAGUUAUUUUUUUCAUGGGCAUAAAACUGAGAAAGACGUAGAUCGCGAGGUCGUGAUGUUCGAGGAUCUCGGCGGGGCCGAUCGUGGGCUCGAGAGCCGGCGAGCCGGAGGGCCGAAGGACGCGGAGGAGGCGGCCGCUGCCUCCGGCGGAUCGAUGAACUGCUUCGGUGGGCCGGACCAGCGGGGCUACAGCGACUACGCCGAGAGGAAGCUGAGGUAUCCGGCCGCGGGCUCGGGCGUGCGACGGCUCACCAUGGCGUACGAGACGCGCCGCGACUCCGGGAACGUGGAGUUCCUCGAGAAGGAGGGCGAGAUCUUCAAGAAGAGCAGCAGCGAGCUGCUGCAGGAGGCCACCGCCGGCAAGCGGCGGAACUUCUCGUUCCGCAACAAGGAGAAGACGCACCGUAGCCUGGAGUCGCUGGAGAGGAGCGUCGACGCGCCGGCGAUGGACUGCAAGAGCCUGGACCUACUGCCGGAGGAACGGCCGAGGACGUUCUUCCACAUCAAGCAGAGGAGCCUCGACUCGACGCAGAAGCCGAAGAAGCCGGCCGAGCCGGGCAAGACGCGCAAGCGGCCCAGCUUCUUCCAGAGAGUCGGUAGAAGCCUGCAUUUUUUACCCAGGGAGCGCGAGAAGUGCCAGGAUCUCCUGAAGCCGGAGGAGCCGCGAGUCGUCGACAGCCAGUACCUGCUGCCGAUCGACCAGAAGUGCGAGUACUUCCUGCAGAGGCACCAGAAGGGCGUCGUCGAUUUUUUUGAGAGGGCGCCAACCUCGCCGGCCAGUCGUGCUCCCGCUCGGUCCAAUCUCGGUAAACCCUCCGAUCAAUCUCGCGAUCACGUCGACAGCCCGUGCCGGCCCACGGAGCAGCACCUGAAGCAUCUUCAGGAAGAGAGUACGUUUCGUGUGACGAGAGACUCGGACGAUCUCUUGAAGAACAGCUUCGACUUCACGGACAAGGAUGCGGUGGCGGGGCGGACUCGUUCUUCGAGCGCCGAGUCGGUGCGAUCCGCCGACGAGCAACCCGCCUGCAACAACGAAGUGCAAUCGAGGCUCCUGGAGCCGGUGGCGAGCGUCGCCACGCAGGAGACCGUGAGCGGCAACAAGGACAGCCUCGAGAUCGGCUACUCCAUCAGCCAGCUCGGCAGACUGUACUUACAGAAUCUGCAGCGCGUCGGCCGCACGGACGGCGGCCUGCGGUCGUUGGAGGCCGGCGACGUGGACGCGAAGCGCUACAUCGAAUGGAUCACCAGAGACGAUCUGGACGCUCUCAGCCACGGCACGAAUUCCAGCGACUCCCUGGCGCACGGCAAGCCCCAGGGUAACUUAGACAUUCUCAAGGGUAUCCUACUCGACAUCUUCGUCUGCAUUUGCUUCUAAACGGAGCUGGGGAUUUCCGAUACGAUAAGAAAGAAAAAGGCAAAUCCUCUUGCAUCACGUACUGAGCGAUCUCUCUAUUAUUUAUAUACACAUACACACAUACACAUGCACACACACACACGCGCGCAUAUAUAUAUAUAUAUAUAUAUAUAUAUGGGUGUGUAUGUAUAUCCUCUCGUGCGAAAACUACACCAAGUUUCGAUGGUCGAGCGGCUCAGAGGGAGAAUAUUUUUAAACGAAGAUAGUAAGAAGAUAGAAGAAAAGAAACGCGAUUUUUAUACUGGGUAUUUCGAUCGUAAUCUGCAUCUCGUGCGUAUAUUUUCGUAUGGCGCUAUAUAAUAUAACGAUAUAACGAUAUAACGUUUGUAACGAAUAUAUUUGUAAUCUUUACAAUUGUCGAAUCACUCGCACGGAUAUUAACGAAGCAUUGAAAUCUUGGCUAUCUGUCUAUGAUCGAUACGCGAACGGACGAAAAGAAUUGCCUUAAAGACGCGAAAAGCGAAACCAAUUAGAUAUUGGAUUGUGGACGGCCGACACUGAGAUAACUUGAGCCAACACCAUUUUUUUUUUCUUUUUUUUUCUCUACGACGCAUAUACAAUGUACGUAUAUAAACAUAUAUAUAUUAGACUUGGUAAUCUUGUACACGUAUACUGCGGCCUCAAGAUCGAUUGCGCUUCAUUCUCGGAGGAGGAGGCGCGUCGCGGGAUCUUAAACGUCGAACUCUUGCCGCACGCACAAAGGCGCACGCGUGCACACACACACACACACACACACACGUACAUACUCUCGCACACACGCAUAUACACACGCACGAAACGCGUACAGAUACAGAAACACACAGAUACAAACUGAGUCGAGGAAGUUGGUUUUGCUUCGCCUCUAUUGUUUAGGUUUUAAACUACGGUAGAGAUUGAUAAGCACUCACAUACCAAAUUACAGUAAUUAAGAUAUGCUAUAUUAUGCGAUCACACGUGUGUACAUAAAAUACGUUCAUUGGACAAAUGCAAAAUGCAACCGUAAUGACGAGCGUAAUCGUGAUAAAGGAGAAAAAAAAGAGGGAAAGGAUGGACGGGAAUUCGAAAUUCCUCUUAGGAUCUUCGGGCUGUAUACAACGAUGAUCUUUAUUUUUUUUUUAUGUGUCUUUUCUUUUGUAAUAAUAUAUUGUAUUUUUUUUUAUAUUUGACUGAAUGAAUACAUUAAAGGAGUUUUUAUUAGUCGAGUAAUAUAUCUUUCCGCGUUGUCUCGUUUGGAUAAUUGGCAUUCUCGGUCGCCUUUUAUUAUUUGAAGAAAUUAAUUUGAUUUUGAGAAAAAGUAAGGGGGGAUUACGCACAGAGUGCGGUUUAAACGUAGGAAACGACAACGCGCAUGACAACGUGUGGUUUUAACAUUUUAAAACGGUUUCUCGUAACUUAUUAAUUUUUUUCCUGAAAUAAUCUUUCUAAUAUAUUAUUUUUAGACUGACCGAAAGCUGAUAGACUGAUACUUACCGUAAAAAAUAUCUCGAAAACUUGAUUGCAGUACACCAUAGUGGACUGUUUCUCAUUCAAAUCACCUUGUCGAUGUAUCGCAGCAGUGGCUUGCCAUUUGUUUAUUAAAUUUCAUUUAUUUUUUGUUCUACACACUUCUGCCCUUUCAUUCGCGAGAAUCCCAAAUAUCAUUUUGUUCUAAGAUGAGCCUUGUGCGGGAAAUUUGCAUUUGAAGAUUUACGAAUGUACACGCAUACUUGUAUACACGUACACUUAUGCGUGUAAAUCCCCGAUUCUUCAAGUCGGUUUUCCGCGUCAUGACACGGUGAGUAACGUUUUAAAUAGGAUUACUGUCCCGUGAGUAAUUAUGUAUCGUCCGAAAAACAACUCGGCUGGAAACAGUAAUUGGCGGGUCGCUGCCAUCUCGUGUAAAAGUAGAGAACAGUGAACAUCGCGUAAAGUAUACUCGCUUUAUUUUCCCCGCUGUGUUUGUACGAAAUGACGUUACUUCUAAUUGCAAGUUUCGCGACAUAACGCAGCCACACACACACACACACACACAACACAAACAAACAUAUACAUAUACACACGAUUGCUCUCGAUGUGCAACUCGAUGUUGAACAUCGACGAGUGACGAAAAUUCACCGACACCUGACACAGUUCCUCUCUCGAGUUCUGAUUAGCUUACUCGCGCACUCUUCUCUCACGACUCGUUUGACUUAUUUGUAAGACAGAACACGGAUUUACGAUAAUGAGCACGUGACAUGCGAGGCGACUGCUGAACUCGAUUUUUUUUAGCGCUCGUCGCGUUACUUCCUAGCGAAAUUAACGGUACACACGGCUGCUUUUUCAGCGAUUCCACACGCAUCGUAUUAGGAAUAGUCUCAUUAUACACGAGCGGUGAAACAAUGUUUUCAACGUGUUGAUAAUCUGAAGACUGUUAAUCAUCUCCUUCAUACUUACUUAAUUAGCUUUACGUGUACGCCGCGUGUCUGGGUAUGACUUCCAGGGUAUGCUCGCGACGCGACGCGAACGAACGACUCUCUCGCUGUAAUCCAAAAAGACAAAAAAAAGAAAAGGAGAAAAUACGAAAGAGCUUGAUCUCUGCGAUCCGUCGCUAUCAUCAUUAACUGUUCCACCAAUUCGGAGUUAUGCGCUGUUAAAUAUGAAUUAAAUAUGAAAUAUAUCUCUCGCAGUUCGACGGGACGACGCCUACACGAGGGACGGUCGGCGUUACGGACAACCUUAACAGAAUUCUCACGUCGCUCUCCGACGCGAUAAUUUUAAUUAGCAUUAAUGAAGGAAGCUGUGCUCCUUUGUUCAUUUAUUCACUGACAUUUUCGUCAUUUUAUCAAUUGUACCUCACCCCCCCCCCCUCUGCAACGAUUGUAAGGCUUCCACCACCGUGCUUAUCGCCAUUAAUUAAGUGUACGUAUUUUACAUACUCCUCCUCCCCCCCCCUCCUCACGUAACGUUUAAUGAACGCACGUUCUGGUGAAAUGGAAGAAGUAAACGCCGCGAUGUGUACGCGACGGCCUCUCGCGAAUUCAAAUAGCCCGGUGUCUUUUUGUUCAAUCUAAUCUGCCGCCAUCGCCACGUGGCAUUACGAGGGAGCGUCUAGAGACGCGGAAAGGUUACCAAAGCUUAGAUAGGGAGGAUGAAGUUUUUAGUUUGCUACUUAUUCGUAAUUUCGCGUAUGGGGUAGUUAGUACCUUGUUUCUCAUUCAGGCGAAACGAUCGAAGAUGAGAGAGAUUUUUACUGUUCUUGCAACGACACUGCCAGCUUCUUCCUACGCACUAGAUCACUCGGCAACGUCUUUUAACC